ACACCCACCACGUGAAUAAACAUGGCGUUUGUUCUUGCCCGAGUUCUGUUCAGGAGUUAUUCAAGCCUGCCUGGUACGACUAGAGGAGGCGGAGGGCUGCUCAAUCAUCCUCUCUUGACCUCUCCCGAUGGAUUCCAUUCCUUAAUUGACUCCACACUUGAGUCUUGUAACGAUAUAGUUCGUCAGAUACUGACCGUCUCUCCAACAAACCAAACCACAGAUAAAGAGACUCUCCUUCUUUUUGACGAGCUCUCAAACGCCAUAUGUCAAUCCGCCGACCUCUCUGAGUGCAUAAGACUCCUUCAUCCUGACCCUAGCUAUGUCACUGCUGCUCAAUCUUGUUCUGCUGCCCUUGGAGGCUAUGUCGAACAGCUUAACACCAGCAGGGAACUUUACGAUGCUAUAAAAGACAUCAAUAUGGAGUCCCUUGAUCCUGUAUCGUAUAGACAUGCCUUCAGCCUACUCCACGAUUUCGAAAUCAGUGGAAUCCAUUUAAGCAAAGAUAAGAGAGAGAAAGCUCUUAAACUUCACAAGGACAUACUUUAUCUUAGCCACGCCUUCACGGAGCAGUGUCCCACCCCCUCACUAAUUAACACGAAAUCUGCUCCACCCUCAAUCAUCAGACACAGACACCUCUUUAGCGACCAUGACAGCAGUCAAAACCUCUACAUAGACUCUGUUCCUUAUUUAUCAGGAGACCCUGAGCUACGUCGUGACUGUUAUAAAGAAUAUUACUCAUCUUCUCAUCCAAAUAAGGAAGUAUUGGAUGCACUCUUAAGAUCAAGGCACUCUCUAGCUAGGCUGGUUGGAUACGACACAUUUGCUCAUCGCACGCUAGCAGACACUAUGGCAGGAUCUCCCGAGGUAGUGAUGGAGUUUCUGAAUGCUCUUAAUGACAAGAUUCAACCGCUAGCAGAGCAGGAACUGUAUGAAAUGGCUAGUGUGAUUGGAACCACAAAAGAUAGACUAGAACCUUGGGAUUUUCCUCUAGCUCUUGACCGAGCAAAGAAGAACCUAUUUAAGAACUCUGGUGAGCAUUUUCCACUCUCAGCUUGUUUGAAGGGCCUCCGUUUUUUAACCAAGUCAUUAUUUGAUGUCGAUAUUGAAUUAACUGAUAUUAAUCCGGGCGAAGUUUGGGAUGAUUCUGUACAGAAAUUCACCUUCAAACGUGAAGGAGAAGUAUUAGGCAUUUUAUAUUGUGAUUGGUUGAAUAGAAGUGACAAACUUGCUUCUGAUUGUCAGUUCACCAUACAGGGAGGCAGAGAGAGAAGGGAUGGGUCUUAUCAAAUACCCAUCAGUACUCUCUCCCUCUCGUUUCACUCCAAUCCUCCUCUACUGACUCAACAUGCACUUGAGAAUUUGUUUCAUGAGAUGGGUCACGCCCUUCACUCCAUAUUAGGGCGUUCGCCUUAUCAGAAUACGUCUGGCACAAGAUGCACCACUGAUUUUGCUGAAAUACCUUCUAAUCUAAUGGAGCUGUUUUUAAAAGAUGAUUGUGUCAUUAGUUCUUUUACCAAUACGGCACCGUCUCUUAACUUCUCAUCAAAUCUGUUUCCAGCUUUCAAGACGCAAGAGCAAAUACUUUACUCUGUUAUGGAUCAGGUUUUUCAUGGGCCCCACCCACUGGGCAGUUCGACGAAUGAAAUAUUCUCGGGCCUUCAUGACAGAUAUUCAGUUAUACCUCAUACCAGUGGCACUUCAUGGUACCUCCGGUUCACUCAUCUUUAUAGCUACGCUGGUGAGUACUAUUCUUAUCUCUGGUCACGCUCAGUAGCUAAUCUCAUUUGGAAGAAAUGUUUCUCUAGUAACCCUCUCUCUCGAACCAGUGGGAGGAGAUACGAGGAAGCCAUGUUAAAGCAUGGCGGUGGACUCCACCCACUUGAUAUGGUGAGGAGUAUGUUGGGAUAUGAACCAAGUGUCGAGGAACUUGUUAACGCUUAUUGCGAAGAAAUUAAUAACAUGAAAGAAUCAAUGACAUUAUGAACACACAGCUAUUGUGAUGAUUUAUUUUUGAUGAAAAUCACAAAGAGAGAGAGAGAAGGAACAGUGUUAUUGUGUAUAAAGAAAUAAUCAUUAUUUAUUUUAUUAUAAUGAUCAAGAUGUGACAGCUAAAUAAUAAUAAUAAUAAUAAUAAUAAUGGUGUUAAUGAUCAAUUGCUUCAUUAGUCUCA
Molecule: messenger RNA, 2170 nt
Organism: Amphimedon queenslandica
Lineage: Eukaryota; Metazoa; Porifera; Demospongiae; Haplosclerida; Niphatidae
Product: mitochondrial intermediate peptidase-like
Exons: 1
Coding region: 22-1983 (653 amino acids)
Biological process (GO): peptide metabolic process
Cellular component (GO): mitochondrion
Molecular function (GO): metalloendopeptidase activity
Source: RefSeq, a predicted model, not a curated record